GCUCAUCUGUCGCUGCCUCCGACCACCCACCCCUUUCUUCUCUACCGCCGGAACCACGCUUCUUGUUCCCUGAAGCCACUAGCAAGUCACGCUCUAUUCCAGACAACCGUCCUGUGAGCUCGCCGACACUACACCCUUCGCACACGCCGUCGUCCGCCUUCGUCUUCCUCCGCCGGUGCCAACAUGGAGGGUUUAGGCAGCCAUGCUAUGAUGGACUCAACGGAGUUGAAGGUUAGCGAGUUAUUGAAGGAGGUCCACCUUUAUCAUUCCUCUCACUUCUCCAGCCUCGUUGAUAACACUGUCUCCGCCAUAAAGUCAUGCAUCGACGAAAUCCCCGUUGACUUCAAGGUAACUGCGGAUGUAGCACCGAAAUUCGUGAGGGACAUUGGUGCGGAUAAGGUUGACUUCAUGUUUAAGAAGCCAUCGCUCAUCGAAAUCGGAGGCAGUUAUUCUAUUCAGAGUCUCGUUAGGCCUGAGCUCAAUGUUGAUCUUAUUAUCAGGUUACCCAAGGGGUGUUUCCACGAGAAAGAUUACUUAAAUUAUAGGUACCAUGCCAAAAGGUGCCUUUAUCUCUGCUUGAUCAAGAAGUACUUGGAGGCUUCUCCAUCUAUUGGUAAGGUUGAAUGGUCUACCUUUCAGAAUGAAGCCCGAAAGCCUCUGCUGCAUGUUUAUCCAGCUGCAAAGGUUGCUGAAGUUCCUGGUUUUUUUGUAAGAAUCAUUCCGUCAGCUACGUCUCUAUUUAGCUUAUCAAAGCUAAACAUGAAGCGUAAUAACAUUCAUAAUUUGAAUCAUGGGACCACACUUCAGGCUACGCCAAAGUACAAUUCUAGCAUUCUGGAAGACAUGUUUCUAGAGGAUACAGAAUUUGUCAACAAAACAUUUCUCGGUUGGAAGGAAAUAAGGGAGGCUUUGAUCCAGCUUAAGGUUUGGGCUCGACAUAGAAGUUCAGUGUAUGUUCAUGAUUGCCUGAAUGGGUUUUUGAUUUCUGUCAUACUGGCAUAUCUUGCUUCUAGGCAACAAAUCAGCAAUUCAAUGAAGGCAAUUGAAAUAGUUCGGGUUACCUUGAACUUCAUUGCAACUUCGGAGUCGUGGAGCCGAGGGCUAUACUUUCCAAAGACAGGCCUGAGUAGUAUUACAAAAGAGGAAAAGAUUCAGCUUAAAGAGUCAUUUCCUGUUAUCAUAUGCCAUCCAUCUGGGGGAUUCAAUUUGGCUUUCCGAAUGUCUAGAAAUGGUUUAAAUCAGCUUCAAGAUGAGGCUGCUUUGACACUUAAGUGCAUGGAAAAGUGUAGAGAUGGCGGAUUUGAGGAAGUUUUUAUGACCAAGAUAGACUAUGCGGUUAAAUACGACUAUUGCAUAAGAUUAAAUUUGAAGGGAAAGAAGGAGGUAUAUGUAUCAGGAUUUUGUUUGGAUGAUGAGUGCUGGAGAUUGUAUGAGGAGAAAGUACAUGGUAUUUUAGCCAAAGCGUUGAAUGACAGAGCAAAGUCAAUCCAAGUUACAUGGAGAAACACACAAUGCCAAUGGAGUGUGAAUGAUGGAUUGUCUGUACUUGAUAAAGAACCACUGUUCAUAGGAAUUUCAGUGAGUACUUUGGAGAAAGCAUUUAGGAUAGUUGAUAUUGGCCCAAAUGCUGAAAGUAAAGAUGAGGCUCUGGAGUUCCGGAAGUUUUGGGGAGAGAAAGCAGAGCUUAGAAGGUUUAAAGAUGGUAGAAUUGCUGAAAGCACAGUAUGGGAAAGUGAGCAAUGGUCAAGGCAUCUUGUUUUGAAAAGAAUAGUUGAGCAUGUGAUUGGUCGUCAUCUUUCUCUAUCCAUGGAAAAUAUUAUAGGUGCUGUUGAUCAACUGGAUUUCUCUUUGCUUCAUGGUGCUGGAGAUCCUGUAUCAUACUCUGGAAGUUUGCUUGGGGCAUUUGAUCUUUUAUCAAAGCGCUUGCGUCUUAUUGAAGACCUCCCUUUGAAGGUGUCAAGUGUACAACCUUUAGACUCUGCUUUCAGGUUUACAUCAGUCUUCCCUCCUGAACCUCAUCUUCUAGCUAAUGAAAAAUUUGAAUCUCUGAGACUUAAUAAGUAUGUUCCAUCGUGCAUUCAACCUCUGGAAGUCAUGAUUCAGCUGGAGGGUUCUGGAAACUGGCCCAUGGAUGAAAUUGCUAUUGAAAAGACAAAAUCUAGUUUUCUUAUUCAAAUCGGAGAGAGUCUUCAGAAGACAUGGGGGGUGACAUGUACUGCCACUGAGAAUGAUGUAGAUGUUUUGAUGGCUGGAUAUGCAUUUCGUCUUAAAAUUUUGCAUGAAAGGGGACUUAAUCUGUUAAACAAGGAAGCAGGAAAUGAUCAAGCAAAGCGUGUUCAUUCUACUGACAAGAAACUUUUUAUUCAUAGUCAGCAUGCAAGCAUGAUCAAUGGUUUACAAAGUCGUCACCCAAUAUAUGGGACAGUAGUGAGACUUGCAAAACGAUGGGUUUCUUCACAUUUAUUUUCAGCUUGCUUGUUAGAGGAGGCUGUCGAGCUGUUGGUUGCAUAUGUCUUUCUGAAUCCCUUUCCGCUUGGUGUUCCUUGCUCCAGAAUCAAUGGGUUUUUAAGGUUCCUGAGAUUACUCUCACAGUAUGAUUGGACUUAUUCACCAUUGAUUGUUGACAUAAAUAAUGACUUAAGCCCAAGUGAUGAGAAAGAAAUAAAU
This is a messenger RNA of Arachis ipaensis, 2667 nucleotides long. NCBI's taxonomy places the organism in Eukaryota, Viridiplantae, Streptophyta, Magnoliopsida, Fabales, Fabaceae. The record is from RefSeq and is a predicted model, not a curated record.